CAAAAUAGUUCACUUCAUCGCAGCAGCAGCAACCGGUGCAGUAGCUGCUGCGGGCGGGUGUGGAGGUGACAAACAUGGCUCUUCCCGGAAAUAAAUAACGGGACCGGUGAAAGAUAACGUCCUAACUCAGGUGGAGGUCACAACAAAGCGAAGAAACUUGUCCCCCGGGUUUCUGUGUUGAUGUAUUUGGACCUGCCGAAAACAGUCCCGGACGUCCAGCAUUGAAGACCCCCGUCUCCCUCAGGUCCUGUUUGACCUCCUGACAGUGAGAGGAUGGUGAUGGCGGACGGAGCCCAGAGAGAAAGAGGGAGAGCUGCUCCUAGAACAGAGGGGAGGCAGAUACUUGUGGAGCUCGGCGAACAGAACUUUGAUUCCAUUUGUCUCUCUACGUAUCGCACCGCCUGCAAGCUCAGAUUUAUUCAGAAAAGAUGCAACUUGCAUCUGAUCGACAUUUACAAUGUGAUCGAGGCGGUGCGGGACGCUGGGCUGAACGCCGUAGAGCUCAACGCCGGGAUCUCCGUUACCAGACUGGAGAACCUGGUUUCCUCCCUGUUCAACCAGCUCAGCAAACGCCUUCCCACCACACACAUCAUCAACCCGCAGGAGAGCACCGUCCUCCUCGUCGAAUUCAUACUGGCCGCCGUUGACUGUGAGCCAGAGAGCCGUCUGACGGUUCUCUCUGUUAAAGCCAUGCUCUCUAUACUCUGUGGAGGGAAGCUGGUGGACAAACUGCGAUAUGUGUUUUCUCAGGUUUCUGACUCCAAGGGAGUCAUGGUUCUGUCCAAGUUUGACAGUUUUCUAAGAGAAGCUCUCAAGCUGCCCACUGCUCUGCAUGAAGGACCGUCCUUUGGAUACACACACACUGUGGCUCGCUCCUGUUUCCCACAGCAGAAACGGGUGAUGCUCAACAUGUUCCUGGACAUGGUAGCUGAGCCUCCGGAGUGUCUGGUCUGGCUGCCGCUGAUGCACCGCAUGGCCAACGUGGAGCAGGUUUAUCAUCCGGUUUCAUGCUCCUAUUGCCGUAGCAACGGGAUCACAGGCUUCCGGUACCGCUGCCUCCGUUGCCGCGGUUACCAGCUGUGCCAGAACUGCUUCUGGCGUGGAAACGCCAGCGGCUGUCACAGCAACCAGCACCAGAUGAAGGAGCACUCCUCCUGGAAAUCUCCUGCGAAGAAGUUUGGUCGCGCCCUGAGCCGGACGCUGGGCUGCGUGUCAUCAAGGGAACCGCCCCAUCCGAUUUACCCCGAGGAGCCGGAGCGGACCCUGAACCUCACCAACAUCGUCCCCUCCAGACCGAUUGGGAACACCAAUGAGGCCAUGUUGCUGUCUUCAGCGGUACCAGAGUCGUCCAAGAGCUUGGCAGCAGCGCAGAGGAUGAACGAGGAACACGCUCUGAUUGCAGCAUAUGUCAAUCGCCUGCAGAGCGGCCCCUGCGGCGUCGACAGUCCAGGCAGGCAGGAUGAGGAGCACAAACUCAUCGCUCGCUACACGUCUCGACUGGCAGAGACGGAAAACACAGGAAUGAUUCCAACAAGGAGCAUCAACUUUGAUGUGAACAAACAGAAGAGGGAGCUCAUCGCGCAACUGGAGUGCAAAAACAGAGAGAUCUUGGCAGAAAUCAAACGUCUCCGUGCCGAGCAUGACGCAGCGUGUCAGCCGAGCCCAGAACGGUGCAGCACCAACCCGGCUCUCCUCGCCGAGCUGCGGCAGCUCCGACAGAGGAAAGACGAACUGGAGCAUAGGAUGUCGUCUCUGCAAGAGAGCAGGAGGGAGCUGAUGGUGCAGCUGGAGGGGCUGAUGAAGCUGCUCAAGGAUGAGGAACAGCGACAGGCAGCGCAGGCGGCCGGUUCUUCUCACGCCUCCCCGUCUCGACCCAGCCCGUCCGCCAUGCGUCCCGUCGCCGCCCCGUCUCCGCACGCUCACAUGUACCUCCCUCAGGACUCCCUCGCCGGGGUCGGAGGUGACGUACAGGAGGCCUUUGCUCAAGGGCCGAGGAGGAACCUGAGGAACGACCUGCUGGUCGCCGCCGACUCCAUCACCAACACUGUGUCGUCGCUGGUCAGAGAGCUGCACUCUGACGAAGGCAGAGAGGAAGAGGAGCGGUUGCUGAAUGGGAAAGACAGAGCAGGUUAAAAAGCUGGCUGGGGGAAACGACGAACCGGUGUUUCAUUACGGCCAAAGACGAGGUUAAAGGUCAGCAGUGGGAGGAGCCGAUCCUCUAAUCAACCAAUCAUGAUGCUGGACACCAAACGACCACCACGGUCUCUACUGAUGUAUAGUUGUGAUUUUUUUUGUGUGUGUUUGAUCUCGCUUGAUCCAAUGGGAAUUCUGAAACCUACUGAUGAGUACUGCAGCAUGUUUAUUUGGAGGAGGAAGAAGGUGAGAGGGAGGUCGCGUCUGGAAGGAUUGUUUUAUAGAUCAGAAAGAUGAUGAUGAAGAAAAAGGGAAGUUGAAGAAGUGAAAGGUGAGCUGAUAAAGUUUGAGCACUGUGUGCUUCGUAUUUAUUGCUUUGAUUUGUUUCUUUUGUAUUCGUUCAGUUUGAGAGCUUUAUGUGUAUAUGAGAGUCGUCAGAUCCUGCUGAGACGUUUAAGCUUUAAGGGACUAAAUCCCACCAAGUUCCCUCCUAUUGUUGAGAUAAAUGUACAAAUAUGUAGACGAUGCAACUCUUCCUGAACUGUCUGGACAGAAACCAAAUAUUAGUGGUUCUAGCAUUGUGAAAGUGAACUUUAAAGGUGACCUAUUAUGCUUCUUUGAACAAGUCCGUUUCACUUUUUGCACAAAAUUAUUCUUAGAUCAUUUGUCUUGGUCAGCUCAGACUAUUUUGAGCUCCUAUUUUAGAGCCUCCUGUUACAUUAAAUCCAAGAAGCUGCUGCUGGCCACGCCCCCCACCUCAACGUUGACACUCGCACUUGAAAAUGGCUGCAAACAGAUGUGCAAUUAUACGAUCAUACAUAUUUGAAAAGCAGACGUGGAGCCUUCUGCACAACCAACAAGAAUGCAGCAAGUGGUUUCUGUAACAAACAACAAAACACUUCCAGCAGCCAUUGUUCAACACACACAGUGAUAAAACCAGUUGGGUUGCUAGGUAAUGGCGCAGUGUGACUCAGUAAUCAGGAUGUUUUUAAAAUGGCUCAUUUUCCAGACACCAAAAUACAUGAACUUAUUUCCAAACAAACUGCUGGAUGUUUUCUUUAAAGUUCUUUUGUUUUUAGAAACAGUUAAGACCCAAAUGGAAGAACAAAAACAUACAAAAUGUGAAUUUUGCAUAUUAAGUCGCCUUUAAUAGAUCAUGACUGGUGAUGUUUUCCACUUUUUAAUGAUUUUUGUCUGAAAUAAAUUGGGCUGGGCGAUAAAUCGAUUCAGUUUUUGGUUUUUGAAGAUUUAAUUUUGGGAAAAAAAUAAUAGAUUUCACCAGUGCACUCGUUGGGUUCCAUAUUUCAGAGUGACAUCUUCAUGCCCACGGCGGCCAUCUUGUUUGACAAGCUUGUUUUGCAGAUUCUAUUUGUUCUGAUUUUGAGUUCAGGUCAACUCUAUGGUGGGUUAUUAAAGCCAGCCAAAUACUUUAAAACAAUUUUUUAUUAAAUAAUAAAGUUGGAAGUUUAGCAGAACUGCAACCCAAAAAAUUAAAAAUUUAAGUUUUUCUAACAUUUUUUUGACUCAGUGUCAAAUUAUACAACUGAGUCUAUUUCAAAAACAACAACUGAUAACUGAGUGCUUUUUCUCAUUGAAUCAACUUUCUUUUUUUUUUUUUUUUUACAAAUUGUCAUUGUCUGGCCCCAAUUCUCUAUUGUAUAACUCAGAGAUCAUAGGACUGAAUUAAAGCCACUUUAUGAAAAAUAUUCAAAAUCAAAUCUGGUAUGAAAAUUUCAGAUUUUUAUUCUUAAUCCAUGUCGCCCAGCCCUAGAAACUGUUUCAGAUGGAGCCAUGAGUGCAGCUUUACUGUGUAUUCUGGUACUGCAGUCAAAGAGGAGCUAUCUGAUUUCUGUGGUGUGUGUGUGUGUUUUAUGUACAUUAUGUGUGUUAGUUUCCUCAACUGCCGCUUUCUGCAAAAGCAGCAAAAUCUGAAAUAUUUACCUUGAUAACUUGAAGAAUUACAAAAGUAUUCACACCUUUUAAACCUUAAUCUGUAAGUCAGUUUGGAUGGAAACUGUAUUGACUUUGAUUAGACCAUUUUAACACGUGGUUUCAACCCGUCCUAUUGAGGCCGGCUGUGUUUUUGGCAUCUUUGUGCUGCAGUGACUUCUUCCUCAAUCUUAUGUGUUUUAUAUUAAUGAUGCCGCCACCACCAUAUUUCUGUCUGCAUUGCAAAAACACCAAAUCCUACCAAGUUCUACCAAGUGACUUAUUUACUUAAGACAAGCUUAUGAAUCUUGUUGAAAAGUUACUUGUAAGUUUGUUUUGUCUUAUUUAAAGUGACCUAAGACAUUUAGACUAAAACUAGACCAAAAAUACUUGGUAGGAUUUUGUGUUUUUGCAGUGUGUUUUGAUUAGUUUCUGUCAAACGGUUCAGUCAGAAACGUUUGAAUGAGUUUGGAUACUUUUGUAAAACACUGUAAUUAUUUGGUCUAGAUGACUUCAUCAGAUUAGGACCCAAAUUAAAUCUAACAAUCCCUGAAAAUCA
Messenger RNA from Poeciliopsis prolifica (blackstripe livebearer), 4621 nucleotides. Its product is annotated as dystrobrevin beta-like. The coding region runs from base 274 to 2133 and encodes 619 amino acids. The transcript has 22 exons. Gene Ontology annotation, biological process: synaptic signaling. Gene Ontology annotation, molecular function: zinc ion binding. NCBI's taxonomy places the organism in Eukaryota, Metazoa, Chordata, Actinopteri, Cyprinodontiformes, Poeciliidae. The record is from RefSeq and is a predicted model, not a curated record. Gene Ontology annotation, cellular component: synapse; plasma membrane.